Messenger RNA from Ricinus communis (castor bean), 1778 nucleotides. RefSeq names its product zinc finger transcription factor YY1. The coding region runs from base 418 to 1542 and encodes 374 amino acids. The transcript has 6 exons. Lineage: Eukaryota; Viridiplantae; Streptophyta; Magnoliopsida; Malpighiales; Euphorbiaceae. Gene Ontology annotation, molecular function: DNA-binding transcription factor activity, RNA polymerase II-specific; RNA polymerase II cis-regulatory region sequence-specific DNA binding. Gene Ontology annotation, cellular component: transcription regulator complex; PcG protein complex. The record is from RefSeq and is a predicted model, not a curated record. Gene Ontology annotation, biological process: regulation of transcription by RNA polymerase II.
AUUUAGAAUUAAGCCAAGAAAGAAACUAGCAAGAGUAAUAAUUUAAACUUUCAAUAACAUCUGCAUAGCUCCGUCGUAGUAGUGAGUGGCAGUAGUAGUCGUCGUCGUUUUAAUACCAGUAGCAGUACUCAGGUUUCAGCCAUACAAGUUCGACAGCAGAGAGGACUGGAUCGGGUCGGUUCAUACCGGGUCAGAAAACUUAACGUAACAGACUCCAAAUCCGACAUGAACAACUACGCUCGAAGCUUUCUUCUCUAUUAUGUAUAUAAUAGGACCCUUUCCUCUUUUUCCCUCAAUUCUGAUUUUUGUUUCUAAAUACUGACCUUAAUUCUCAAAGAAUCCCAAUUUUUAACCCUAAAAUUAUAGAGUGCUUCACAAACCAUUCUCUUUUGAAUAAAAUAAAGACAAAAAAAGUCAAUGGAGACUCAAUUUAUUCAGAAUUUAUUUGAGAGACGUUCCAUUAUCAAGUCCAACGCUCCUGCAGUGAAAUGGUUCAGAGAAUGGGUACCCCAAGAUGUCGCUGCAACUGGUGGAAGGUGUUUGGUUUUGAAAUGGGUAACAGAAAACCAAUUGAAGGCCUUGAAAGAGAAGAAUGAAGAACCACCAGAACCGGAGCCAGAACCAGAGCCUACUACUGAGGUUCUUUUCCUUUGCAGUAAUGAAGGCUGUGGAAAAACCUUUAUAGAUGCUGGUGCUUUGAGAAAGCAUGCUCAUAUCCAUGGGGAGAAACAAUAUGCUUGUCAUUAUGAAGGAUGUACUAAGAAAUUUUUAGAUGGUUCAAAGUUGAGAAGACACUAUUUAAGUCAUACAGGCGAAAGAGAUUUUAUAUGUCCUCAUGAAGGCUGUGGUAAGGCAUUUUCCCUGGAUUUCAACCUGAGGUCACAUAUGAAAACACAUUCACAAGGAAACUACCAUCUUUGCCCAUAUACAGAAUGUGGAAAGAGAUAUGCUCAUGAGUACAAGCUGAAGAACCACAUUUCAGCUCACCAUGAAAAGCACGCAACUGUGGAGCCAGUGAAAUAUGCCACACCUCUAGAGAAGACAGCUAAAAUUCGCAAGCCUUUUGCUGGGGUCUAUGCCACUCCAUCACCCGAUCAUCCUUAUGCCUGUCCUUAUGAAGGUUGUAUAAAGGCCUACAUACAUGAAUACAAACUUAAACUGCACUUGAGAAAAGAGCAUCCUGGCCAUACGUCUGAUGAAGAUGCUGUGCAUGCCUCUCUGAAUGCUGACAACUAUAUGAAUGAGGCCAGUGAUCAAGAUGUCUAUGCUGAGAAACGUGUGAAUCGUAAAAGCAAGAAACAGAAUCGUGCCAAGCCAAACUUGAAGAUGCCUCCUGCAAAACUCACUCGACGGAAAGGCUCAAGUCUAUCUCGGGCCACUACAAAUGUGGUGAAAAAACCUUGGCCAGUUAAAGAAGAAACAUACGAGGAAGAAGAUAGUGAAGAAACCGAGGAUGAGGACCGUGACGACAAUGCAGAAGAUGGAUGGAGAUAUGGGGAAAACAAUGAGGAUGAUGAUGAAGACACAGAGCAUGAAGAGUGAACGGCUAAACAUAACUAGGAUGCUUCCUCGCCUUUUCUUCUCCCCCCUUUUGUGAUAUAAUUUUCAUUUCAUUUCUUAUAUAAUGCUCAGAAUUUUGUAAUUUUAGGUAAUAUUUCUUUUAGGGGAAAUCCUAGGCGAUAUUCUUUUAUAUAUGUCCAUUUAUUAUUUACAUGCUUUAGAUUUUUUGUUGUAAAUGAACUACCAUGAAAUGAUUAAAUAUUAAUGCCUUUGUCAAA